AUGCCGAAGGCCGCUGGUAGAAAAGGCGGCAAGGUUGAGAAGCGCCGCACCAAGAAGGACCCCAACGCCCCGAAGCGCGGCCUCUCUGCGUACAUGUUCUUUGCCAAUGAACAACGCGACAACGUUCGCGAAGAGAACCCGGGUGUCUCAUUUGGCCAGGUUGGCAAAAUCCUUGGCGAGCGAUGGAAGGCUCUUAGCGAUAAGCAAAGAACCCCUUACGAGGCCAAGGCAGCUGCCGACAAGAAGCGAUACGAGGACGAGAAACAGGCGUACAACAAUGACCCAGAAGAGGAGGAGUCUCCCUAA
This is a messenger RNA of Lasiosphaeria miniovina, 306 nucleotides long. Its product is annotated as high mobility group box domain-containing protein. The record is from RefSeq and is a predicted model, not a curated record. NCBI's taxonomy places the organism in Eukaryota, Fungi, Ascomycota, Sordariomycetes, Sordariales, Lasiosphaeriaceae. The coding region runs from base 1 to 306 and encodes 101 amino acids. The transcript is spliced from 3 exons. Gene Ontology annotation, molecular function: DNA binding, bending.